GACAUAUAUUGAGGUUAUAAAUUUGUUAUUCAACGAAUUCUAACUCUUAAAUAGUUGUGUAAAUAUUAGUGUGAUUAUUAUUUUAUAAUGUGUAUUUGACAAAUUCAAAUCGUCGUAAUUUAACCACAAGAAUUUUAAAUAUAACAAUCAUAAAAAUGAAAGACGGCAGUAGAUUGUUAUUUAUCCUCCUGAAAGUUUCUGAAAAAGCUGCAAAUAUUGCAAGGGCUUGUAGGCAGAAUGAUGCUCUUUUUAAACUACUUGUGCAAGAAAAAUCACAAGAGGAGAAGAAUCCACGCUUCUUUCAAGAUUUUAAAACAUUAGCAGAUGUUCUGAUACAAGAAACAAUUAAGCAUGACAUUGAAAAAGAGUUUCCAGAAUUGUCGAAAGAAGUGCAUGGAGAAGAAAAUAAUAUAUUCAGUAAUACUAUAGGUGAAACCAUAAUUAUUAAAGUUUGUAGUACUAUCGAAGAAACAACUGAGUUGCUAGCAAAAGUGAUGGAUAGUGAUAUUACGACUGCAGAAUUAUUAGCCAUAGAAGUUCAUAAGGAUAUUGAAUUCUUAGAUAUUCCAAUGGUUACUAAACUACCUUUGGAUUUUGAUAUUAAUAUUGAUGACCUUGGUAUAUGGAUUGAUCCAAUUGAUUCAACUGCAGAUUAUAUACAUGGAGGAGAAAAGGUGGAUGAUGUGACUGGCAUACAUUUGAGUGGUUUGCGUUGUGUUACUGUUUUGAUUGGAGCAUAUUUUAAAAGUACAGGCGUACCAGUUUUAGGCGUAGUGAAUCAACCUUUUUAUACAAAGAUGGACACAUGGUGGACGGGAAAUUGUUAUUGGGGAUAUGUCCAGAAUGAUGUUCGAAGGUGUUCUAUAACAAAAGAACCUACUGACAAGAAGGUAGUAGUUCUUAGUAGAGUGGAAGAUGCUACUAUAAAAUCUGAACUAUUAAAUGCUGGUUUCACAUUAGUGGAAGCAGCAGGAGCUGGUUAUAAAGUUUUAUGUGUUGCUCUUGGAGAAGCUGAUGUUUAUGUUUUAUCUAAAAAAUCCACAUACAAAUGGGAUACUUGUGGCCCCCAGGCUCUGCUAUGUUCUUUAAAUGGAGGUGUUAUUGAAUUUGAAAGUUUUAUCAAUAAUGAUACAAAUUAUUCGGAUGUAAAAUAUAUAUCCACAAAUAACGAUUUUUCAAAUAACAAUGGCUUGAUAGCAUAUCGGAAUCCUGAAAUUUUGCAAACAUUAAAAUCU
Molecule: messenger RNA, 1235 nt
Organism: Megalopta genalis
Lineage: Eukaryota; Metazoa; Arthropoda; Insecta; Hymenoptera; Halictidae
Gene: Ipp
Product: inositol polyphosphate 1-phosphatase
Molecular function (GO): inositol-1,4-bisphosphate 1-phosphatase activity
Source: RefSeq, a predicted model, not a curated record